Messenger RNA from Aspergillus novofumigatus IBT 16806, 930 nucleotides. RefSeq lists its product as uncharacterized. NCBI's taxonomy places the organism in Eukaryota, Fungi, Ascomycota, Eurotiomycetes, Eurotiales, Aspergillaceae. The transcript is spliced from 8 exons. Gene Ontology annotation, biological process: transmembrane transport. The coding region runs from base 40 to 930 and encodes 296 amino acids. Gene Ontology annotation, molecular function: dipeptide transmembrane transporter activity; tripeptide transmembrane transporter activity. The record is from RefSeq and is a predicted model, not a curated record. Gene Ontology annotation, cellular component: plasma membrane; fungal-type vacuole.
GUUGUCCAGAAUCCAAGUGGCUCAGUUCUAAUUCAAGCAAUGCGAGUCUUCUGGGUCGGUCUCAAGAGAGGCUGCAAUCUCGAUGCUGCAAAGCCAUCAGUCUUGGCACGAACUCACCCUGCAACUACUGUUUCCUGGGACGAUGCAUUUGUUGAGGAAUUGAAACGAGCACUCGUCGCAUGUUCUGUAUUUUGUGUGUUUCCCAUUUUCUGGGUUUGUUACGGUCAGACCAACAGCAACCUGGUUAGCCAGGCAGCCACCAUGAAAACCUAUGGCAUUCCGAAUGACAUGAUGGGAUGCUUUAAUCCAAUCAUGGUUUUGACCUUUCUUCCAACCAUGGAAAAAGUCGUUUACCCAACCCUGCGAGGGUUUCGCCUCAGCUUUAAACCAAUCAGUCGAAUCACCGCCGGUUUCCUGGUGAUGGCAUGUGCCAUUGGAUAUUCGGCAGGGAUUCAAGACCUGAUUUACCGAUUACCUCCAUGCUACGAACAUCCUCUUAGCAGAUAUUGCAGCGACGGUGGAAGAACGCCAAAUGACGUCAGCGUCUUCCUGCAAGUCCCCGUCUACACAAUGACAGCCCUUUCUGAAGUCCUUGCGUACGUCGCCGGCAUGGAGUACGCAUACACCAAAGCCCGUAAGUCCAUGCGUAGCGUCGUAUCAGCUCUCUUCUCCUCACCUGCCCACCGCGGCCUCAAUGCUGGGCAUCACGCUCUCACCCGGUCUCAAAAGACCCCAAGGUCCUCGCGGCGUUUAUGCCUCGUCACGGCCGUCUUUGUUCUUGCUCGCCUCGGGAAGUACAACAAGAUAGAGGAGAAAAUGAACAUGCUCAAUAGCGGAGACGGGGAGUCUACCUCUGUGAAUGAGGACGCGCAGCAGACGCAGAUAGCCAGAAGUGUAAGAAGGUGCGCUUCAUCAUUGGAGAUCCGGUAA